Molecule: messenger RNA, 3399 nt
Organism: Pocillopora damicornis (cauliflower coral)
Lineage: Eukaryota; Metazoa; Cnidaria; Anthozoa; Scleractinia; Pocilloporidae
Product: ATP-binding cassette sub-family C member 4
Biological process (GO): transmembrane transport
Cellular component (GO): membrane
Molecular function (GO): ATP hydrolysis activity; ATP binding; ABC-type transporter activity
Source: RefSeq, a predicted model, not a curated record
AUGUACAGAUGUGAAUUACUGGGAAUAACCCUGAGUAGUGCUUUGAAUGGUCUUGUUUAUCAUAAGACACUUUUACUCAGCAAAGACGGAUUGUUCCAGUACACAACAGGUAAAGUGGUUGACCUGGUUUCAAACGAUGUUCAGCGAUUGGAAGGAGAGACUAUCAAGUGGAUCUUUUUUGGUUUCUUUACAUUAAUUGAGCUCCUCUUUAUCCCGUUUUUAAUGGUGUAUUUCAUUGGCUGGCAGUCUCUCAUGGGAGUACUUUUUUUGUAUCUUCUCCUUCCGUAUUUCGUCUUACUAUCCAAAGGGGGUGCUGUUCUACGCUUGCGUACAGCAGCGGUCUCUGACCAACGCAUCUCUCUAAUGAAUCAGGUUGUUUUAGGGAUACGCGCUAUCAAAAUGCAUGCGUGGGAAGAUGAAUACCGGCAACAAAUCAAGAAAUCACGAAGAGAUGAAAUUACCAUUAUUCGAAAGAUGUGCGCACUUCGCGCGGGUGUUUUGGCCCUAAGAUUCACUUCAAUCACCAUUGCAACACUGUUCUCAGUCAUAACCCUUGUGCUGACCGAAGAGACUCUGACACCAUUCAACGUUUUUGUGUUGAUUUCAUUCAACAACAUGCUCGGCACUUACUUUGGGUUUGCCUUACUAGAGGGAUACGAAGCUUAUGCCUCGCUUGCUAGACUUCAAGAAUUUCUCCUUUUGAAGAAUUUGCGAGUCACUUCAAGCGAUCGUUCAAGCAAAAAAGAAACAGAAAUUGAAGAUGAAAACCCAUCUGAGAUGAAGAGGAGUUCAGAAGAUUCCCAAAAAACAGUGGGAGGUGCUUCCACUGCUGAUGAAUUACAAGAUCAAAAGACAUUACGAGUAAGAAAUUUGGCGCACAAGCAAAUGGAUCGGGAAGACUCCUACACUCUUCAAGAUAUCGAGUUUUGCACAUCUGGAAAUAGUUUAACAGUCAUUACCGGGUCAGUUGGUAGUGGGAAAUCCACUCUUCUUUCUGUGAUCGCUGGUGAAGUUCUAUGCACACACGGAGAAGUAUCCUGCCGAGGAACUUUAGCGUAUGUUCCGCAGACGGCUUGGGUAUUUUCUGGAACCAUACGAGACAACAUUUUGUUUGGUUUGCCAUACGAUGAUUCAAAAUACAUUAGAGUAAUUGAGGCCUGCGCUCUGACUGAUGACAUCCAGCAGUUUCCUGAUACUGAUCAAACACUUGUCGGCCAACGCGGUGUCGUUUUAAGUGGAGGCCAGCGGGCAAGGAUUAGUCUAGCACGCGCAGUGUACGCUAAUGCAGAUGUGUAUCUUUUGGACGAUCCUCUGAGCGCCGUGGACUUAAGGGUUGGACAACAUAUAUUUGAAAAGUGUAUCAAACAACUAUUACGAAAUAAAACUCGGAUGAUGACCUCUCAUCACGAAGACCACAUGAAAGACGCUGAUGAAGUGAUUGUGUUGUGUAAGGGGCGUGUGCUGGAAAAAGGAAGUUUUCUUGAGUUGCAAGACAAAGGAAUCCUUAGUAACACUAUUGACCCGCUCUACAAGAAGAUUUCAAAACACAAUACAGAUGAGAAGUUUGUAAGAGAGGAAGAAAAUGAAAGUGUUGGAGCUGCUGUCUGGUUCGCUGGGAUGGAAUCUCCGUCGAAAGAAACCAGGAGUCUUCUGAUGCCACAAGAAGAUCGGGAAAUCGGAGUAAUUUCUUCCAAGCUUUACUGGAGCUAUUUAAGAAGCGGAAUGUCUUAUUGGAUGAUUUUGGCAAUAAUCCUUUUUUCCGUAACAGCCCAGGGGAUGUUGGUUGCUCCCGACGUGUGGCUCUCGUUCAUGAUAAAGCAACUCCCUCAAGAUCAGAAAGAUCAAUCAAACUUAGUUAUCUAUGGAUGUCUUGCUGUUGUAUCCCUCAUGUUUAUAUUGACAAGAACAUAUGUAUUACUCUCCUGCUUUUUGCGAUGCUCUGAGCGUCUUCAUGACAAGAUGGUCGUUGCCACUUUACAAGCUCCUGUUUUAUUCUUUGAUUCAAAUUCCGUGGGAAGAAUCCUUAAUCGAUUUUCCAAAGAUAUCGGCUGGUUGGACGAGCAGUUACCAAGGACAUUUCAACUAGCGAUCGACUCAACCUUAAAUGUGCUUGCAUCACUAAUUGUCCCGACUGUUACGAAUCCUUGGCUUAUUUUCAUACUUAUGCCAUUGAUUGUGGUUGCUAUACACCUGUCCACGUAUUAUUUGAAGACAUCCCGGGAAAUUAAGAGGUUAGCGUCUAUAAGUCGUAGUCCAGUGUUCUCUCACAUUUCGGAGACCCUUGAUGGACUGGAGACGAUUCGAACCAGAGGGCGACAAAGUGAUUUUGUGGAUCAGUUUUACAGACAUCAUGAUGUUCUGAAUCAAGCAAACAUCUUGGUAAUGGCCGGUGGGAAAUGGAUCAGUGUGCGAUUUGAAAUUCUUGCAUCACUAUUUGUUAGUGCAGUGGCUUUUUCAGCUGUUAUUAUGUCUCAAGAAGCCGCUUUUGCUGGACUUGCCUUGGCUUACGUUGUCAAAAGACUUGGGCGGUGUCAUCACGCCAUCCGAACAACCUCAGAGGUUGAGAAUCUAAUGACGUCAGUUGAACGAGUUUUUGCUUAUACCAAGCUUGAGUGUGAGCCUGGAUAUAUGAUAGAACGACGACCCCCGGAAAACUGGCCAAAUAAAGGAAAUAUCACAUUCAAAGAAGUAUCGCUGAGAUACUAUCCGGGAGGACCGCAAGUGUUAAAGAAUAUCAAACUCAAUAUCAAAGGAGGAGCAAAGAUCGGUGUUGCUGGCCGGACGGGUGCUGGAAAGUCAUCUUUUGUGGCAGCUCUAAUGCGCAUGCCUGAGUCGUGUGGUGAAGUAAUCAUUGAUGGUAUUCCAAUAAAGGCAAUCAACCUCCAGGAAACUCGACGAUGUGUAUUUGUUCUUGGCCAAAGUCCAGUACUGUUCAGUGGAUCACUGAGGAAAAAUCUCGAUCUUACUGAGCAGUUUACCGAUGCAGAUUUAUGGCAAGUUCUACAAGAUGUGCAACUUAAAGAAUCAGUGAAAAGUCUUCACGGGCAACUUGAUCAUGAACUGUUGGAAAAUGGUGCAAAUAUCAGUGUUGGAGAACGACAGCUGAUCUGUUUGGCUCGUGUGCUGUUGCAGCGAAACAAGAUCAUCUUCUUGGAUGAGCCCACUGCAAACGUAGAUCCAGAAACAGAGAAAACAAUCUUGGGCGUAGUGCGUGAAAAACUGAGAGACUCUACGGUCAUCACUAUAGCUCAUCGAUUGAACACCAUCAAAGACUGUGAUAAAAUUUUACUUUUGAAACAUGGAACGGUAGCAGAGUUCGACAAAUUUGACACUAUGGUGAACACAGAGGAAUAUGAGUUGGAUGAAAUGGCGCGAAUUGCAGGUUCCAAAACAACGUAA